AUGGGCUACGCCACAUGCUACGACAUAGGCUACGCCAAAUACUACGACAUGGACUACGCCACAUGCUACGACUUGGGCUACGUCACAUGCUACGACUUGGGCUACGUCACAUGCUACGACUUGGGCUACGCCACAUGCUACGACUUGGGCUACGCCACAUGCUACGACACGGACUACGUCACAUGCUACGACAUGGGCUACGCCAUUAUGCACGGAAGGCGGCGGAUGAUUGCCAGGCCGCCAGGCAGGAAGCAGGACUCGGUCAAGUCACGAGAUUGUGCGCGUUAUGUCUUACGCGUACUCGAACCCAACGACCGCACAGCCCAAAGUAAUUACCUGAAGCACUCAUAG
Molecule: messenger RNA, 351 nt
Organism: Spodoptera littoralis (African cotton leafworm)
Lineage: Eukaryota; Metazoa; Arthropoda; Insecta; Lepidoptera; Noctuidae
Source: the annotation of a GenBank genome assembly